AUGGAAGCUUUAUCUAUUAUAGAGAUGAUCAAGGUCAAGUUAGCACAGCAUUAUGUGAUGUAUAUGGGUUAUGUAAAUACAAAGAUGUAUACUGAGGCUGUAGGGGGACAGUCCUGGUCUACAAAGAUCAGACAGACUGUAGCAGGGAUUAUAAGACUUAACAAAGUAAUCCGUUACAUCGGUGAACUGAUACCAGAACAACAGUCUGCUCUUCAGUACGAGGGGUCUUCAUUAUAUUUCCCACCAUUGAUACUGUUAUACUUGCUAGAGAUCUUGUGCUACAAACAUGUAGACACAAUGAGAGCACAAACAGCUCUAAAUGAUCUACAGACCCUAGUUCACUAUGAUAUUAUACCGUUAGAACUCAGAGACAUAUCGUGGCAGAUUCUGGGGAUUUGUCAACAGGUGACAGGGAACCUCCAGGCUGCUCUAUACUCAUACCAACAAUCUCUUAGACAAGAACCAUACAACAAAAUACACACAGCUACAGAAAUGAGAAUACAGGAGUCAGUGUUUGUGGGACUGAGUCACAUAGUGGGGACCUCACCACAGGUGGCCAUGAGGAGAGAUUUGGUAGACAUCAAGGAAAAGGUGGAAAAUCAAAUGAAAACAAGUGAUGGGUUCAGUGUGAUGGUGAGUGGAAGUGUCAGAGAAGGAUUCAGACUGGAAGGAUCAGAUGUAGACUAUAUGUUCUGGCCAAAUGAUCACCGUGUGAUCUGGGAAUUAUCUCAGUCUCAGUAUUACAAAACACAGACAAACACUGAUCCCCUGUGA
Saccostrea cuccullata (small rock oyster) is the source of this 774-nucleotide messenger RNA. RefSeq lists its product as uncharacterized. The transcript has 2 exons. Gene Ontology annotation, molecular function: protein binding. NCBI's taxonomy places the organism in Eukaryota, Metazoa, Mollusca, Bivalvia, Ostreida, Ostreidae. The record is from RefSeq and is a predicted model, not a curated record. The coding region runs from base 1 to 774 and encodes 257 amino acids.